Messenger RNA from Echinostoma caproni, 426 nucleotides. NCBI's taxonomy places the organism in Eukaryota, Metazoa, Platyhelminthes, Trematoda, Plagiorchiida, Echinostomatidae. The record is from the annotation of a GenBank genome assembly.
AUGGACACCACUGCCCGGUUGUCUUGGCCGAAAACUACUCUGUGUCAAUGGAAUGAGGAUACCGCCCCGGUCGGUCAAGGUUUGAAUCUUAAAGAAUCCAUUAUUCGACCAUUUUCCGGACCGCCCAUUCCGCCAUACACGUUAUUUCCUUUCCCCCAUAUGAGAAGUCACCUGUCCAGUAUAACUCCACCCACAGAGACAAACAACACUCUUCCCACUCAUCCCGCUGGUCGUGACCGGAAUUACAUCCCUACGGAUGUCAGCUUUAAUUCCAUUUCUGCUAUCAAGCCGCAUACUCAGUUGGCGGCAGACGAGAUGGAUGGUCGGGCACUCGGAGGUUCCCUGUUACCUACAUCUGAUCCUUAUUCGAAAUCACACAGCCCUAAUUCAGGAUCUCAUCCGUUUGGAGACGUGGAUUUGUCCAAA